Molecule: messenger RNA, 747 nt
Organism: Dacryopinax primogenitus
Lineage: Eukaryota; Fungi; Basidiomycota; Dacrymycetes; Dacrymycetales; Dacrymycetaceae
Exons: 3
Coding region: 1-747 (248 amino acids)
Molecular function (GO): phosphatase activity
Source: RefSeq, a predicted model, not a curated record
AUGUCAACAAUUCGCAACCAACUCAUAAUCUACGACUUUGACUGGUCCCUCGCAGACCAGGACUCAGACCGGUGGGUGCUAGAAGUCCUCGCACCCCAUCUCCGACGCCGUAUGAAGAACCUCAAGUCAGACCACCAAUGGACGGACCUCGUAGCGCAGAUGAUGCGCGAACUGCGGUCCGAAGGGGGUACGCGAGUGCAAGUUGAGCAGGCACUUAGGGAGAUGCCGUUCCAUCCGGCUAUGAAGCGCUGUGUGAGGGCGAUCAAGGUUCGCUCAGACCCGAGCACGGACCUUCUGGUGCUCUCGAACGCUAACUCGGUGUAUAUCCGCACGAUACUCGAGCAUCAGGGACUGCAUGAAGGCGUCUUUGAGGACGUGAUUACCAAUCCGGCGCAUUGGGAUGAGCAAGAUCCGGAUCUGCUUGUCGUGAGGCGGAGAGUGGACCCGAAGGGAGAGCAGCACAAGUGCACAGUGGGUUGCAGUGCGAAUAUGUGCAAGGGGGAAGAGUUAGAGGCCUUUGUUGAACGACACGGGAAGGCGUUCGACCGUGUUGUCUAUGUCGGGGAUGGGUCAAACGACUUCUGCCCUAUCCUGCGUCUGAGAGAGCAAGACCUCGCUCUGGUCCGUCGUCACCGCGGCCUCGAGAAACGUAUCGAGAAAGAGGGUAAGAGCGCUGGCCUCAAGUGCCAGUUCAUAUACUGGACCGGAGCCUGGGAGGUCGAGGAGAUCUUCGCCACGCUGACAUAG